Molecule: messenger RNA, 1629 nt
Organism: Saccharomyces paradoxus
Lineage: Eukaryota; Fungi; Ascomycota; Saccharomycetes; Saccharomycetales; Saccharomycetaceae
Gene: RIM8
Product: Rim8p
Exons: 1
Coding region: 1-1629 (542 amino acids)
Biological process (GO): ubiquitin-dependent endocytosis
Cellular component (GO): cytosol; cytoplasm; plasma membrane
Molecular function (GO): ubiquitin protein ligase binding; protein-macromolecule adaptor activity
Source: RefSeq, a predicted model, not a curated record
AUGUCGUUACUGAAACUGUGGAACAAAGAAUCAAAGGCGUCCUCCAAAAUAAAGACUCAUGGCAUUGUUGGCAGUUACGGAAAUAGCAUGCUGGCCCAUAAUAACGUGAAGCAAUUUCGUAUAGAUAUAGAUGAACCGCACAGAGUUUGGAAACCCAAUGAAAGCAUAACCGGAGAAGCGGUCAUCGAUAUAAAGAGAGACAUAACUAACGUAGCGAUCAAGUUGUCGCUAGUAUGUGAAGUUCGCGUGAAAACUGGGAACAGCCCAACCUCCAAGAAUAAGAGAAUCGAGAAAACUUUAGAGAAAUCGACGUUUCUUUAUGGACAAGACUACGUAAAGACAGCAUUUUCGGCUAAGGAAAAGAAACCGCACAUUGAUAAAGCUACUAUUCUCAAUGGUCUAAGCAAGGGGGAACAUAGGUUUCCCUUCAGGAUACGGAUACCAAGAGGCAGGGGAAUGUUGAGCUCUAUAAAAUUCGAAAGGGGCUCGAUAACGUACUUCCUCUUUUGCACCUUAGAGUCCCUCAAUAAUGUCAACGGAGUAAAAAAACCUGAAGCAAAAUGUGAACAUGAGUUCGCAGUCAUAGUUCCCCUGGACGUGUCGAGGCUGCCCAAGCCGAAGACCAAAACGGUAGUCCUACAAUCAGCAUCCAUGGUCCAAAAUAAAAAGAGCAAAUUUACAGAGGACGAGUCCUCAUCAUAUACACAGCUAACUCAAAAGUCUAACAAUUCUAAUUCUUCUAGCAGCUCAGUAAACUCUAAAACGCCUCCUCUACCAAAUAAAACGGUGACUAUAUCCGUAGACAUACCGCAGGCUGGAUUCAUGAUUGGAGAGAUUAUCCCUAUAGACGUGAAGAUCGACCACUAUAAACCUUUCUAUGCUCCCGCGGGUCUCACCACCACUUUGGUGAGAAUAUGUAGGGUCGGUGGUGCAGGCAAAGAUGACCCUAUGGAGACCUUCAGAAAAGAUAUUUGUCAAAGCAUCUCCCCAAUAUACAUCAACCCUGAAACGUUGCAGUUCCAAUCUAGAGUCUAUCUGAAAGUACCCCUCGAUGCAUUUUCGACCCUAACUACUGUGGCCAAAUUUUUUUCCUUUCAGUACUAUAUCGAAGUUAUGGUUAAUUUAUCCAAAAAAAAUGUGGUUUACACUGAAUCUAAUAGAAUAAUAGGAACACCUAUCGAAGAACAGAAUGGCUUGGGCGUAGAAAAUAACAUCAACCGUAUCCAAAGGAAAAUGCUACGUAUGGUCAAUCCAGAAACUCUGGAAAACGAUUCUGAAGGCUAUGAAUCCAGUAUAUUUUUCAAAGAUAUGGUAAAUGUAGAAAAGCUGAAGAGGCUGAGAAAUGUUACUGGUAUGUCCAUAGAAACCGUCAUAGGAACAACGAGAACCGAACAGCUUCAGGACGAUACAAACCUCCCUCGCCAACCUUCAACCACGGUUCCGCAUAGUUCUGAAUCGGAUUUAAGAGAUUGGUUGGCCCCAUUAAAUGCGUACGAAUGUGAUGGUGCCCCAGUUCCAAAGUAUUCUCCAAAUGAUAAAGUUAAUGUACCGUCGGAAGACAAACAAGAACUUGAACAAAAAAGACUACAACAACUAGAAAGCGACCCUCCUCCUUGUGAUGACUAUUAG